This is a messenger RNA of Chilo suppressalis (striped riceborer), 2722 nucleotides long. Lineage: Eukaryota; Metazoa; Arthropoda; Insecta; Lepidoptera; Crambidae. The record is from the annotation of a GenBank genome assembly.
AUGACCUUUGAAUGCUGCCCUCUCGUCGACUUGUUCAAUUUGACAGUAGUACCAACUGAGUUUCGGUUCGGGAGUGUCUGUGUCCUCAGAACAAAAAACUUUUAUUAAAACCUCCACCAUGACGACCUACUUCCAGUACCCCACUCCCGAGCUGCAGCAGGAGCUGAAGAAGAUCGCUGAAGCGAUCGUCGCUCCCGGAAAGGGCAUCCUCGCUGCCGAUGAGUCCACCGGUACCAUGGGCAAGCGUCUCCAAGACAUCGGAGUUGAGAACACCGAAGAGAACCGUCGCAAGUAUCGCCAGCUGCUCUUCAGCACUGACCCGGCCAUCUCCGAGAACGUGUCCGGCGUGAUCCUCUUCCACGAGACCUUGUACCAGAAGGCUGACGAUGGCACACCCCUGGUCUCUCUGCUCGAGAAGCGCGGCAUCAUCCCCGGCAUCAAGGUCGACAAGGGUGUUGUCCCGUUGUUCGGAUCUGAGGACGAAUGCACCACCCAGGGCUUGGACGACCUCGCCCAGCGUUGCGCCCAAUACAAGAAGGACGGCUGCCACUUCGCCAAGUGGCGUUGUGUGCUGAAGAUUGGCCGCAACACUCCUUCGUACCAAUCCAUCUUGGAGAACGCUAACGUACUCGCACGUUACGCCUCCAUCUGCCAGAGCCAACGCAUCGUGCCCAUUGUGGAGCCCGAGGUCUUGCCCGAUGGUGAGCAUGACUUGGAACGCGCCCAGAAGGUGACCGAAACGGUGCUCGCUGCCGUUUACAAGGCGCUCAAUGAUCACCAUGUCUAUUUGGAAGGAACUUUGUUGAAACCCAACAUGGUGACUGCUGGACAGUCUUGCAAGACUCAAUACACUCCCAUGGACAUCGCUCGCGCUACAGUCACCGCAUUAAUGAGGACUGUGCCCCCCGCGGUUCCCGGCAUCACAUUCCUCUCUGGCGGUCAGUCCGAGGAAGAGGCUUCCGUGAAUCUGAACGCCAUCAACGCGGUAGAAGGCCUGAAGAGGCCGUGGGUGCUGACUUUCAGCUACGGGCGCGCGUUGCAGGCUUCAGUGCUGCGCGCGUGGGGAGGGAAACCGGAAAACGUGCUGGCUGGACAGCAGGAACUGCUGAAGAGGGCGAAGGCUAACGGUCUUGCUGCCCAAGGAAAAUACAAGGCUGGCUCAAUACCAUCUUUGGCCGCAUCCAAAUCUAACUUUGUUAAAGCUCAUGCUUAUUAAAUCAACCUCCUACUUAAUAUUUAUAUCGAAAAUUUUAAAUACACAAUAUUUUUUAUUGUUAUUGUCUCCUCGAAUCAUGGACUGGAUUUUAAUCACGAAUUAAAAUCAUUUUUAAUUUAUUAUUACAUUCGGUAAAAAGCAAAGUACUUAUAUACAUUCCAAUAGCUUUCUAUGGCUGCUAUGAUAAUUAAAAAUGAUUUUUAUGUUUUAUUUAAUGUUGCUAUAUGUAGCUAACUUCUGUUUCCACUCUAUUACAAGAUAAGCUUACAGUUCAUGCAAUCUUUGUAGUUCGGUCUCAUUUGGUCUUUAAAUAAAAAUGUAUACACCACUUAAACUUAUACGUGUUAAGACAGCACAGUGCUUAGAAAAUGGAUUUUAUUGCUGCAUAUAUAAAUCGUUAGCAAUGACCAUAUGGGAUCAGCUGUGACAGAGUAUUAUAGAACUAGUUUUGUUUCAGAUGAGAUGUACACAACUUAAAUUUGUAGUCUGUCUUGUUUUUUUGACAUAUUCUUGCUUUGUUUUGAUUUUCUUUAGCUCUACUUAGCUAAAUAGUGCUUCGUUUUUUAUACGGCAAUACGUCGAGUUACCACAAGGUGUCGAUUUUUCUCAAUUAAUUAAACAUCUUAUAUUAAACAAGAGUUCAAUAUUAGUUGGUGAAAUAAGACAGUUUUUGAUAACUUGACAUGUGGCUGAAUGUACUUCGCAUGCUGUUGCCUUUACGUCUGUUUUACCAUUGCCUGAUUACGGAGACAUGUCAAACAUGUGACCACUGCAACUUGAAUUUUGACAGUUAUGUCAACAGACAACUAAGAUUUGUUGGAGAAAUUUGUAACGUAUCAUGUUGCGGUGGUCACGCUACGAUAUUGAUAUCCGAUUGAUGAAAAAUAUGACAAUAAUUUGCAUUUGAAAAAAAAACAAGACUGCAAUCAGAGAAGCUCAAUUAUUAGUUAAUGGUGAAAAUGAUUCUAAUGGCAGUUUUGCAUUGGUAUCGUUGCUGCCUUCAGUAGAUUAAAAACAGCACAAGUAAUCUAUAAAUGUUUAGAUGGAGCACGUCAACUUGAUAUUAGCUACUGCCACCGUAUCAAUGGCAAUAUUCUAUAAAAUGUUCAUGAUGAAACUAUAUCGAUGAUUCAGCAAUAAUUCAGCAUUCCUCAUUUGAAUCUUAUCAAAAGUAAUUCUAACGCUGUCUCUUGUAAAGAGUGAAUAGUUUCAUAUGAUUAACAAUAUAGCUUGUAAAGAGAGUUCUAUUUAAAAAUAAGCUUCCUAAAGUAGAAGUAGAACACAUAUCAUAAUCAUAAGUUACAUACGUACAAUGUGUUUAUAAUAAAAAUCAUUUUUGCAUGGGCUUUUAGUAUUGAGCCUUGUGUUUACCCUAAUGCGUCACCUUGUGUGCCAUUUGUUUGUUAGUGCAAUAAGUAUUUUAUAAAUGUUAAUAAAAGUGUUUUUUAUUAUUUGAUUUUCUUUAUUCAUUCCUCUACUUUCCUUCUUGUGAUUAAUCGAAGAGCU